AUGUACCCGUCACUUCGGAUGUUGUUUUGCUUUGUUUUCCUCUGCAUUUACUACGUUAAAAAGGCGAUGAGCGUCGGCCUCUACUGGUCUGCAAGGUCUGUUAGGUACUUUACGAACCGAUAUGUUGGAUUUGGCAUAACUUUGUUACUUCUCGUGUCCUGCAGUCUCGUGAUGUUGUGCCACUUGCACCUUGCCGUGUUAACCAACAAGCCCACUAGGUUUGAUGUGUGUUUAACUGUCCUGUUUUUAUCGCUAAUUUUCCUAGCAUUUUGGUCAUUUGGUUUCUGCUCUUUUGUUAACCCGGGUCUUGCGCCGGCCUGGCUUGCUGAGUCUCGUGUAGAGGGCUUUGUGCGACGCAUGCUUUCUGACCUACAAAAGAUGGAGGAGGUAGGCACAGAUUGGUUGAACACUACCGACCCUCAGGAGGAUUCAAGCAGCCGCAUAGCAAUGAAGAAGGCGCUCGCGGUCCUGCAGGAGCGGGCGAGACGUGACAGUUGCGGCAGUAGUGGAAGUGUGGCAAAUUAUGAUACCGUCGGUUGCAGUGAGAGGGACAGUUUGUUAGGCAAUCAGCAGCAACACGAAGUGCCGUUGCGGCCGUUUCGGAGUGAUCCAGAUCAAACUGCCCCACGCCGUCGUGAGUCGCCCGAAUCACACAGUCCAAUGAGGGGCUAUAGCCGACAGUUCCUCCGCGUUGUUUCGGAGGCUAUUGGAGCGCUGGAUAGUACACCGGAGAAUUUCGAGCAGGAAAUGUCUUUCCUUCUGGGCGGCAUACGCUGGUGUCGCUAUUGCCUGUUGUACAAACUUGAUGAGACACACCACUGCUCCACCUGCCGCAGCUGUGUGUAUCACAUGAAUAAUCACUGCCCUUGGAUUGGUCAAUGCAUUGGAAGAGGAAACCACAAGUGCCUCUUACUAUUUGUUGGAUAUGUUUCGUUAGCGGCGUUGGUGGUCGUUAUCCACGCUAUUAUCGCCGUUAGGUCGGGCAAGGUGAGGCUGUUGUCACUGGACGCCUCCAUUUCCUUUUCGUUCUUCUUUUUAGUAUGCGUCUUUACAGUGCUGGUUAUGGUGCCGUUCCUUGUGACUGAACUGCGGUGGUUGGCGAGGGGUGAGGGAGCGCUGCGUGCCAUGCGGCGGCUGAUACGCCAAAGGCACAACCCUCUGCACGGCGGGGAGUCUUCUAGUGGAGCUGGUGCCAGUGCAGAUAGUUUGUCUCACCGCAGCAAGUUGCAGAACCUUCGUUUGGUGUUUGGCACAGACGAUGUUUUCCCCUAUUGGUUUCUUCCCACUUUUCCUCAAUGGCCCCCGCGUGAGGAACAGGAGGCAGCAUUUUGGGACAAGGUUGGGGACACAAUUGUGAAGCAACUGGUGUCAGCAAUGGUUGAUGAGUUGGAGGAUGGUAGUGUGGGUGUUAUUUGA
Trypanosoma brucei brucei TREU927 is the source of this 1416-nucleotide messenger RNA. RefSeq lists its product as hypothetical. The transcript has a single exon. Gene Ontology annotation, molecular function: protein-cysteine S-palmitoyltransferase activity. The coding region runs from base 1 to 1416 and encodes 471 amino acids. Lineage: Eukaryota; Euglenozoa; Kinetoplastea; Trypanosomatida; Trypanosomatidae. Gene Ontology annotation, biological process: peptidyl-L-cysteine S-palmitoylation; protein targeting to membrane. The record is from RefSeq and is a predicted model, not a curated record. Gene Ontology annotation, cellular component: endoplasmic reticulum; Golgi apparatus.